Molecule: messenger RNA, 2302 nt
Organism: Paramecium primaurelia
Lineage: Eukaryota; Ciliophora; Oligohymenophorea; Peniculida; Parameciidae
Source: the annotation of a GenBank genome assembly
AUGAAUGCUGAUAAAUUAAAGAGUUUAAAGAAUUUCUUUGAUUCGGAAUACUUUACUCCUGAGAUGCUUUUGCAAAAUAUUUCAAAAUAUAGGGAUUAACCUGAUGUUUUAAAUUUAUUAGCUGAAUGUAUGAUAAAAAUACCAGAGAAGACAAUAACAUUUUAUUCACCUUAAUUUUGUUAAUUGCUUAUAAAGACAGAAGUUUAAUAACUAUUUGAUUUCUUUAAGAAGUUGUGUAAUCAAUCAAUGUCAAUGUUUUUUAAUGUACAUAAUUUAUAUGAACGUUAAAGUUGUAUUGGUUAUUGGGGGCAUAUCUAUAAUUAGAGAAGCAUAAGAAGAAGAAGUAGAAGAUAGAUCAAUUAUUAAGAGUAUUUGUGUAAAAUUAAUAUUAGUAAAUGGAAAUGUCAAUGGUAAAUGGUUAAUUUAAUGAGAAGAGAUUUGAAUAAUUAGAUAAAGAAGAAUAGAAUAAAAUCUUAUUAAAAGAUUUUUAAGAAAAAGAUUUAAGAUAAGAAUAUUUUACAGAAGUAUAAAGAUUUAUGGGAACUUUGAUUAAACAUUCUUUAGUAUUGAAAGAAUUUGCAAAAGAGGAUCGUAAACAUCAUCUAAAAUUACUUAUAAAAAAAUAAAAUUAAAAUUUAUAGAGAAUAGUAAAGAAAUUUUAAUUAGGAAUAUCAUUACCAUUUUAUGAUGAUGAUAAAUAAUAGAAUAAUUCUAAUUGUAUAGUAAAUAUUAUGGAAAAACAUUAAAUUUGUUUUCAUACUAAAAAAAGAGUACCUUAUUUGAUAUUAGUAGAAACAAUUAAGUAAAAAUUUUGUUUAUUAGAGAUAGUCCCAUAGAAAUGAAUCAAUAUCAGGUUAUACCAGCAUAAUUGUAGGCCAAUAUUGAAGUAGCUGGUUAUAUUGAGGCUUAAUUGAAUGAUUAAGGAUUUGAAAGAUAAAUGGCAUAAAUAGAUUUGGAAGAAUAAAAAUUAUAUCAUGAAGCUUUAGAGAAAAUUAUGAAAAUGGAAAAGAAAGGAAAACGAUAAAGUUAGAUAAUGUAAAGUAUUGAUCAAUAUAUGUAAAAAUAAGUGAAAGUAACAUCAAUUGAUAACAAUAGAAAUAAUAAAUCUCUGAUGAUUAAGACAAAAAGAAUACAGAAUAAUAAUAAUAAUAAUAAUAAGAUGUAUUUCAUCAUAAAAGAUUAUUAUCAUUAUAAACUAUUAGAUUACCUUAAAAUAUACGAAAAUCAAAAUCUUAAGAAAAGAAUGAAGAUAAACAUAAUGAAUUUCAGAAAUAAUUAUAAAUGAUAUUACCAGUAGAAAAAUUAUAUAUGCUUAAUAAAUUUAAAAAAAGAAAUUUUCUAUUAUGGGAAUAAGUAAAUUAAUUAUAUAAUUAAAAAAGAGUUGGGAAGAAAAAAUAAAAAGUUACAAAAAAGAAUCAAGAUACCAAAACUUUCCAUCUUUUAAGAUUAGACCUAUUAUAAUAAAAGGAGGUGAUGAUCUAAGAUAAGAAAUGUUUGCAAUUUAAAUGAUGAAAUAAUUCAAUAAGAUAUUUAAAGAAUCAGAUUUGAAUCUCUAUUUAAGACCAUAUUAAAUUAUUGUUACUUCAGCUAAUUCUGGAAUUGUAGGUAUUGUAUAUGUACAUUUAAUAGAAUAUAUUCCAAAUACAAUAUCAAUUGAUUCACUUAAGAAAAUGUUCGGAAAUGGUACUAAAACAUUAUACUAAAUAUAUUAAGAAGUAUUUGGAAACUCAUUUGAAGAAGCAUAAAAGAAUUUUAUUGAAAGUUUAGCCAGUUAUUCUUUGUUUUCAUAUUUGAUGUAGGUAUAAAACAAUAUUACUUAAUUGAUAGAUUAAAGAUAGACAUAAUGGAAAUUUAUUAAUAGAUGAUAAAGGUCAUAUUAUUCAUAUUGAUUUUGGUUUCUUAUUGUAAACAUCUCCAGGUGGUGUUAAUUUUGAAUCAGCACCUUUUAAAUUGACAUAAGAAUAUUUGGAAUUAAUGAAAGGUAGAGAAAGUGAUUAUUUUGGAUAUUUCAAAUCAUUAAUGACAAAAGGAUUUUUAGCUUUAAAGAAGUAUGUAAUAGAAAUAGAGAAUUUCUUUAAAAUAAUGGUUGAAAAAUCAGAUUUGCCUUGUUUUGCUAAUUUAGAUUUAAAGGUAUUUACUAAUAGAUUUUAAUUAAAUGCAACUGAUUAAGAAGUAUAAAUAUUUAUAUAUAUAUCUAUAGAUUAUGAGUUUAGUAGAUAGAUUGAUAAAUUAAAGUUUAUCAAGUUGGAGAACAGCUUAAUAUGAUAAUUUUCAGAAGAGAACAAAUGGAAUAUUGCCUUGA